Messenger RNA from Pygoscelis adeliae (Adelie penguin), 374 nucleotides. RefSeq names its product calponin-2-like. The annotation marks the transcript as partial. NCBI's taxonomy places the organism in Eukaryota, Metazoa, Chordata, Aves, Sphenisciformes, Spheniscidae. The record is from RefSeq and is a predicted model, not a curated record. Gene Ontology annotation, molecular function: actin binding. The transcript has 2 exons. Gene Ontology annotation, biological process: actomyosin structure organization.
CCUCCCAUGGACCACUCCACCAUCAGCCUCCAGAUGGGCACCAACAAAUGUGCCAGCCAGGUGGGCAUGACGGCUCCCGGCACCAGGAGACACAUCUAUGACGCCAAGAUGGGGACGGAGAAGUGUGACAACUCGUCCAUGUCGCUGCAGAUGGGCUCCAACCAGGGCGCCAACCAGAGCGGCCAGGUCUUUGGCUUGGGCCGCCAGAUCUACGACCCCAAGUACUGCCCGCAGGGCAGCCAGGGCGAGGUGGCCAAUGCUGCCUGCGACGAGGGCGGGGACCCCCCCGCGUACCACUACUACCGUGAGGAGGAGAGCUACUGAGCGGGACGUUGUCCAGCCCCGUCUCGCACCAUCUCAUGUACAGACCCCAC